Molecule: messenger RNA, 1740 nt
Organism: Silurus meridionalis
Lineage: Eukaryota; Metazoa; Chordata; Actinopteri; Siluriformes; Siluridae
Gene: cxcr2
Product: chemokine (C-X-C motif) receptor 2
Exons: 2
Coding region: 123-1172 (349 amino acids)
Biological process (GO): neutrophil chemotaxis; immune response; G protein-coupled receptor signaling pathway
Cellular component (GO): membrane
Molecular function (GO): C-X-C chemokine receptor activity
Source: RefSeq, a predicted model, not a curated record
UGUAUGAAGUGUGUAAAUCUAUUUCACUAGGAGCACUAGACGACUUUGUUGCUCUCAGGUGCAGCUGUCUAUUUGCUGUAAUCUACUGGAUUUAUCUUCUCUAGCCAGAAAAGGUCAUCAAAAUGUCCAACAUGUCAAACUUGGACAACAAUUAUGAAAACUACAGCUAUAAUGAUUUUCACUUAUCCAUACCAUGUCCCAGUUCCCUGGAUGACAUAAAUAGCAUUGGGGUUGUGAUCAGCUACAUCGUUGUGUCCUUCUUUGGUCUAACUGGAAACACUUUGGUGAUGUUUGUCGUGUGCACCAUGAAGAGUCACAGAAGACCUACCGACAUCUACUUGAUGCACCUGGCAAUUGCUGACCUGCUGUUCUCGCUCACACUGCCCAUCUGGGCCAUCUACAUUAAAGAAUCAAACUGGGUUUUUGGGACUUUUAUGUGCAAGUUGAUCUCGGGUGUCCAGGAGAUGGCGGUGUACAGCGGCGUGUUCCUGCUGGCGUGCAUCAGCAUCGACCGCUACAUGGCCAUCGUCAAAGCCACUCAGUUUUUCUCAAAGCAACAGAAUUUAGUAAAGAUAGUGUGUGGUUUCGUAUGGCUGGGAGCCACUUUAUUAUCCAUUCCCAUCAUGGUUCAGCGAGAAGCAAUCGAAAUAAAUGGCUACAAUAUGCAGCAUUGUUACGAGAACAUCACGGAGAACACAGAGGACUGGCGCUUGGGACUGCGAGUCGUCAGACACGUCGUUGGCUUUUUCUUACCUCUCAUGGUCAUGACUGUCUGCUACAGCUGCACAAUUGGAACCCUCUCCAGAGCACGCAACAGCCAAAAGCACAAAGCAAUGAGAGUGAUCCUGUGUGUGGUGCUGGCUUUCGUCAUCUGCUGGCUGCCUAAUAAUGUGUCUGAGCUCAUAGACACGCUGAUGCGAGCUGGGCUCAUCAAAGACACCUGCGAGACUCGGGAUGCAUUGGAUUUGACCAUGUACAUCACUCAGGUUCUGGCCUUCAUGCACUGCGCCAUCAAUCCGAUCCUCUACGCCUUUGUGGGCAAGAAAUUCAGGAACCAUCUGCUUACUGUGCUGUUAAAAAAAAGACUGGUGUCCAGGGAUGUGCUCAGCCGCUACCGAACCGGCUCGGUCUACAGCUCGGGAAGCACCAAGCACACUUCUGUCACACUGUAAAGCCUCCAUGUCGCUUUAUGUUAUGUCUGUUUUUUUGGUUAAAAUAAAAUGAACCAUGAAAACGUAUCCACUUAUCUUACUUAGGACUUCCUGCAGAUCACAAACAGCACUAUUGAUAUUCUUAUAUGAAAAUAUCUGCAUUAUAAUGUCAUAUCAGGCCUUAUUUACGGACUACACCAAGGUAAUUAUAUAUCUAAACGUUCUUACCUCAACAAAUUCAACUACAAAAAUACUUUCUGUUAUAGAAAUAUUAAUUCAUACAUUCAUGUAAAGGUCUGCAGAAAGGGCCUUCUUUUUUCAUUUUGAAUGCCUUCUUUUCUAACAUAUCAUUGUAGCUUUGUAGAUCAUUGCAUUGUAUACCUAAGAUGCAUUUGGGCAGAUUGCGGAUAAAGUACACAGUUUAUAAAAAGGAAAAACAAAAGAGUUUAAAAGAGGAACCGAGAAAAGAUUUGCAAAAUAUAUAUUCCUGAAACAUAAGACUUUUUUAAACAAUGUAUAUAUUUUUUUUUUUCCACAAUGACAACAUAAUUGACCGGAAAUCUAUAUUAAAAUAAAAUUGGUCUUUUUC